UAUUUUUUUGUUGAUUCAAAUUAAAAACAAAAUAUAUAGUAAUGUAUUGAAUGAUAGAAACCAAUGCAUUGAUUAUUAAUGUAUUUAUUAUUGAUUGAAAACAAUUGAUUAGAAAACAAGACAUUUAAUGAUAUUUUUGUUAUUUAUUUUUAAACAUCAAUUGAUGUAAACGACAAAUGAAGAUAAUAGUGGUUUUGUCGGCCAUUUUGUUGGCCCUAACGAUACCGAUGGCCGAGUCCGCGGACAACAAUAACAAAUACGACAUGAAUCAAGACACGAAUGGUUGGGUAGAUUUCGGUGAUAUGUUUAGCUAUGAUGUCAACACCAAGAGUAACAAAAACAAUCGGCGAGUGUCGACAAAUCAAGACUCUGAUGACAGCCAUUGUAAGUGUUCGGAUCAGAUAAAGACAUCGGUGGACAACAGUGACACCAAACCUGUUAGCGAUUGUGAUAGCAUUUUGGAUAAAUUGGAGAUUUGUGAGAAAGACAACCGAUUGCUUAACCAAUUGACACAAUCGUCGGCCUGUAAUCAGAGGAUUAUGGCGUUUGUCAACAGAGCACUUCUUAAGCUUAUCAAUAAGUUUAAGAUAUAUGAACAACAACUUAAUGAAGACAAGUAUUUAGAAAUUGCAACUCAAGUCUACGAUUCUAGUCUUCUUAUUGUCCAAACUUUUAUUAGUCAAAAUCAGUUUAAUUGUGAAAGAGUUGAUGAACUUGAAGAUGCCAUUUGUCAGGUGAUCGACAAUUUCUAUCUCAUUAAUCAGUCGAAGAAUUCAUGGUUUUAUCAAUUUAUUGAAAACCAUUGGUUGACAACUUUGCUAAUACUAUCAAUGACAUCAAUGGACAAGAAAUGUCAAGACUAUUAUAAAGCCUUAAUGGUUAAUCCGUUGUUCAAUAUUAAUCCAUUAGAAGCAAUCAGUCAUACGAUGUCAAGUGCUUUGUUUGCACCGAUCACUAUAUUUAUGGACAAAUUAGGUGAAGGCUUAUCAAAGUUUUAUCUUUAUUUCAAUUAUUUUGAAAAAAUUUUGAUUACAAUUCCACUCAUAUUAUUCAUUGCAUUAUUUCUUCUACUAUAUUGUGGUUUUACCAUUUAUUUUCCAUUUAAUAUGGGAUCUAUUUCAAGAAGUUCAUCUAGAAAUAGUAGAUAUGUGGAAACUAAUAGAUUUAUCAGUGAUUAUGAACCACAGAUUUCUAGAUAUUCACUUAAUAUGCCUUAUAAUAGUCAACCACUAUCUCUGACCCGACAAACCUUAAACAAUGUCAAUACUAUCAGUUCCGGUGACAAUCGUUUUGUAACUCAAGGAAUACGUCGAUCAAAAUCAUUGACUUUUUUGUCGCGUUUAUAA
Oppia nitens is the source of this 1346-nucleotide messenger RNA. RefSeq lists its product as uncharacterized. The record is from RefSeq and is a predicted model, not a curated record. The transcript has 3 exons. Lineage: Eukaryota; Metazoa; Arthropoda; Arachnida; Sarcoptiformes; Oppiidae. Gene Ontology annotation, cellular component: membrane; endoplasmic reticulum. Gene Ontology annotation, molecular function: chloride channel activity. The coding region runs from base 177 to 1346 and encodes 389 amino acids.